CCCUUGUCUUGUGUGGCCCAGUUCGAUGUGAACUUCCCAUUUCUUCCUCUCCUCAUCUCGUUGUCUCCGCUUCUAAUCUCUACCCUUCUCGCUCCAUGGCGUCCAUCUCCGGCGUUUGCUCCUCCUACUCCUCCUCCGCCCUCCGCCAUCGCCGCCCCCUCCUUCCCCCGAAACCCAUCCCUAGUUCCCGGCAUGCCGCCGCCAUCCCGAUCUUCCCCUCGGGUCGCCUCCCGCACCUCCGUCCGCCCUGUUCCAUCGCCGACCUUCCGCGGUCCCCCUCGACCACUUCCUCCGCCUCCCUGCCGCCGGAGAAGAAGACGCUGGGCAUCGAGAAGGAUCCCAUCAAGCUGUGGCGCCGAUAUGUGGACUGGCUGUACCAGCACAAGGAGCUAGGUCUCUUCCUCGAUGUCAGCCGGAUAGCCUUUACCGACGAAUUUCUCGCUGAGAUGGAGCCGAGGCUCCAGAAGGCGUUCCACGCGAUGCAGGAACUCGAGAAGGGCGCGAUCGCGAACCCCGACGAGGGACGAAUGGUCGGACAUUACUGGUUGAGGGAUCCCAAGCUGGCUCCCAACUCGUUCUUGAGGUUACAAAUCGAGAAUACGCUCGAUGCCAUCUGCAAGUUUGCCGACGAUAUCAUCAGUGCUAAGAUUAAACCUCCAUCAUCUCCCGCUGGUCGCUUUACCCAGAUUCUUUCUGUUGGAAUUGGAGGUUCAUCUCUGGGACCUCAGUUUGUUGCCGAAGCAUUAGCUCCUGAUAAUCCUCCUCUGAAGAUAAGAUUUAUUGACAAUACAGAUCCAGCUGGAAUUGAUCAUCAAAUAGCACAGCUUGGUCCUGAGCUUGCAUCAACACUUGUAAUUGUUAUAUCAAAGAGUGGAGGCACCCCUGAAACCCGAAAUGGGUUGCUGGAAGUUCAGAAAGCCUUUCGAGAAGCUGGGCUGGAUUUCUCAAAACAGGGUGUUGCUAUCACACAGCAGAACUCACUUUUAGAUAAUGCAGCCAGAAUUGAGGGGUGGUUAGCAAGAUUUCCUAUGUUUGACUGGGUUGGUGGUAGAACAUCGGAAAUGUCUGCUGUGGGUUUGCUCCCUGCUUCACUCCAGGGUAUCGACAUUAAAGAAAUGCUUGUUGGUGCAUCAUUGAUGGAUGAGGCAAAUCGGACAACCGUGGUGAGGAAUAAUCCUGCAGCCCUUCUUGCUCUAUGUUGGUACUGGGCUUCUGAUGGAGUUGGGUCCAAGGAUAUGGUUGUUCUUCCUUACAAGGAUAGCUUGUUACUUUUUAGUAGAUAUUUGCAGCAACUGGUCAUGGAAUCACUUGGAAAGGAGUUCGACCUUGAUGGGAAUCGGGUUAAUCAAGGAAUUACUGUUUACGGAAAUAAAGGAAGUACUGAUCAGCAUGCCUACAUCCAGCAGCUGAGGGAAGGUGUCCAUAAUUUCUUUGUUACUUUUAUUGAAGUAUUACGAGACAGACCCCCUGGUCAUGACUGGGAGCUUGAACCAGGAGUAACCUGUGGUGACUAUUUAUUUGGAAUGCUACAGGGAACACGUUCAGCCCUCUAUGCAAAUGAUCGUGAGUCCAUUACAGUAACUGUGCAAGAAGUAACUCCUAGAUCUGUGGGAGCACUAGUUGCACUUUACGAGCGAGCUGUUGGAAUAUAUGCAUGUCUGAUCAAUAUCAAUGCAUACCAUCAACCUGGUGUGGAAGCUGGAAAGAAAGCAGCAGGGGACGUAUUAGCAUUACAAAAGAGGGUUCUUUCCAUUUUAAAUGAAGCAAGCUGCAAAGAGCCUGUUGAGCCUUUGACACUUGACGAAAUUGCAGAACGAUGCCAUGCCCCAGAACAGAUUGAAAUGAUAUACAAGAUCAUUGCACACGUGGCCGCAAAUGAUAGAGCACUGAUAGCCGAAGGCAACUGCGGGUCACCUCGAAGUGUCAAAGUUUUCCUUGGAGAGUGCAAUGUGGAUGAAUUGUACGAUUAAGUUAUUUUUCGCACAACAGUGAGUAAAAAAGAAAUGCUCAAAGGAGCAAAGAUACGACAAUAAUCUUGGGGAGCAUCACUGAUCAAAUUGAAUUACUGAGGACUAUUGCAGGCUGCUCUCGGUUCUAGACCCUACGGUGAGUGUAAAACCCCGCUUCGUCAACUAGGAAACAUCAUUUCUUCCAUCAGGAUAAUUCAUGUUUCAUGUAAUCAUAUUGCUUGUUCCAAUAUUGUUCAAAUCUUCGACUAGUUUGAUUCACUAAUUCUCUCA
Molecule: messenger RNA, 2240 nt
Organism: Musa acuminata subsp. malaccensis (wild Malaysian banana)
Lineage: Eukaryota; Viridiplantae; Streptophyta; Magnoliopsida; Zingiberales; Musaceae
Product: glucose-6-phosphate isomerase 1, chloroplastic
Biological process (GO): glucose 6-phosphate metabolic process; gluconeogenesis; glycolytic process
Cellular component (GO): cytosol
Molecular function (GO): monosaccharide binding; carbohydrate derivative binding; glucose-6-phosphate isomerase activity
Source: RefSeq, a predicted model, not a curated record